GCUCUUACAAACACAUAACUAUUCAUUCAACCAAGUAAAUCUCACCUAGCGUCUGAAUUCUAUCGAGCACCUUGACUGUUCAAAUUCAUCUUGAUAUACUCGCUUGAAUGACCGAACCUACUACUGCUAACCCCACAUCUGGGACAAUUGCAGUCGUUGUACCCGCCCCUUCUGGUGAAAAAUCUCAGCAGGUUGAUGUGAAUGAGCAUCUACUCUCGCUCGAGGAAGUCGAAAAAAAAUACUCUGUGUCGGUCGAUGCAGUGAAACCCACAUUGUCUAAAGGUCUUUCCCCAGCAGAGGCUAUCAAGCGUCUGGAGCAAUAUGGUCCCAAUCAGCUAUCACCGCCAAAAAAACGACACCCUUUUCUGCGUUUCAUGGAUCAUCUUCUCGGUUUAUUCAAUCUCAUGCUUCUCGUAUCGGGCAUUGCUGCCUAUAUUCUGCUUGCCAUCGACCCCAUUGCUAAUGCACAAAAUGUCUAUGUCGGUGCUAUUUUGAUUAUUGUUGCAUUCAUGAAUGCAAGCAUUGAAUUCUAUCAGGUUCAAAAAUCUCAAUCCAUUCUUGAAUCCUUUUUAAAUCUCAUUCCUUCUAAAUGUUAUGCUAUCCGCGAGGCAAAACUCGCACAAAUCUCUGCUCUAGAACUAGUAUUGGGCGACGUUGUGUUUAUCAAAUCUGGCGACAAGAUUCCUUCUGACUUGCGUAUUUUCUGGUCCAAUGAACUCAAAGUAGACAAUUCGUCUCUAACUGGUGAAGCUGAGCCUCAAGAACGUAACGCCAACAAUGUCAUGACAAGUCCACUGGAAGCAACUAAUUUGGUAUUCAACGGCACGCUCGUUGUCAAUGGCGAUGCUUAUGGUGUCGUGAUUCGAACUGGUGAUAACACUGUGAUUGGUCAGAUUGCGUCCCUCACGGCCAACGAGCAGCGUCGUAGUUCUCCGCUUUCGGAUGAGAUUGACACGUUUGUCAAGCUCAUUACUCUAGUUGCAGGAAUUGUUGCCAUCAUCUUCUUGAUUAUCGGUAUUGUUGCCAAGGGUCAAAAUGCUUCCCAAGCCCUCAAUUUCGCCAUUGGUACGUUUGUUUCGUUUGUACCCGAAGGUCUUCCGGCCACUGUCACCAUGUUGCUCACUAUUGCAGCAAAGCGUAUGGCUGGUCGUAAUGUGCUCGUCAAGGAUCUGCAGGGUGUUGAAACCCUUGGUGCCAUUACCCUUCUUGCUACUGACAAAACUGGCACUCUGACUCGUAACCAAAUGACCGUGACUUAUGUUUGGACUGGAUCUCGUCUGUUUUAUGCACAGAGUCAAUCGUCUACCGAGGCGCAGCACGCUGUUCCCUUGGACAUGGACCAUGCUGGUGUCAAUGAGCUGAUUCAUAUGUCACUUUUGUGCUCUCGUGCUCGUUUUGAGUCCAACGAUGGUCCAAUUGCUACUCGUCCUAUUCUUGGUGAUGCUACUGAAGCUGGUCUUUUGCGCAACGGUGCUGCAAAACUUGUUGAUUUCGAGUCUGUCGAAGACCGAUUCCCCAAGAUAUUCGAAAUUCCCUUCAACUCGGAAAACAAAUGGGCCAUGACGAUUCAUCAGAAAAAACAUGCCAAUGGCGAAAUGAUGGCUUACCUCAAAGGUGCACCAGAACGUGUUCUUCGUCUUUGCACUACCUUUUUUGAUGGUACCAAUGUCGUUCCUCUGACAGAACAACACAAGGCUUCGUUUGAAGACAUGUAUCAGUUUAUGGCUUCCAAAGGACAUCGUGUGCUUGCUUUUGCUGCUCUGGCUCUUCCCGGUGAUCAGUAUCCCGCCAAUUUCGUGUUUACCAAAGACCCUGUCAACUAUCCCAAAAACAAUCUUACCUUUUAUGGACUUGUUUCCCUUGAAGAUCCUCCCAAGCAUGGUGUACGUGAGGCUGUUGGUCACUGCCGUGAAGCUGGCAUUCGUGUCAUGAUGGUUACCGGUGAUCACCCUCUCACUGCCGAGGCCAUUGGUCGCAAAAUCAAUCUCAUGUUGCAAGACACCAAGGAAACCCUUGCCAAGAAGCGCAACGUACCCAUAUCACAAAUUCCGGAAAGCGAUGUGAAUGCUAUUGUUAUUCAUGGUGAAAAGAUUGAUGGUCUGACUGAAGCUGAUUGGGACAAUAUCUUUUCCAAAGAAGAAAUUAUCUUUGCUCGUACAUCUCCCAAACACAAGUUGCAGAUUGUCAAGCAUGCCCAAGCUCUCGGACACAUUGUUGGUGUUACAGGUGAUGGUGUCAAUGAUUCUCCUGCCUUGAAAAAGGCUGAUUUGGGUAUUGCCAUGAACGUGUCUGGAUCUGAUGUGUCCAAAGAAGCUGCAGCCAUGAUUCUGAUUGACGACAAUUUCGCAUCCACUGUCAAUGGUAUUGAAGAGGGUCGAUUGAUUUUCCAAAACUUGAAAAAAUCGAUUCAGUAUACUGUUACACACACUAUGCCUGAAGUGUGGGCCAACUUGCUCUAUAUCGUUGUUCCAUUGCCGCUGCCAUUGACUGCUAUUCAGAUUAUUAUUGUUGAUCUUGGAUUUGAACUGUUCCUUGCUCUUUCCUAUGCCUGGGAUCUGCCUGAAUCAAAGACUGGUUUGAUGAAACUGCGACCCCGUAAACCUGUUACUCCCGAGUCCAUUGCUCGUACCAAGCGUAUUGCUGCUCGUCAACCUGAAGGAUCUGCUGAAGCACAAGGAUUUGUUGCCAAAUUUACCAAGACGAUUUCUACUCCAUUUACAGCCGUGUUUUGGCAUGAUCUUAUGGAAAAGCGUGAUGAAGAAACUCUUGUUGAUUCUAACUUGCUUUUAUGGUCAUACCUUGAGGCUGGCACUAUUAUGUCGAUCGGUUGCUUUGUUUCGUACUUUGUUGCUUUUUACUACUAUCGUCGUAUUUUGCCGAUCGAUGCAGUCAACUUUGGCAGCGUUUGGGGAACAAAUACCGGUCCUAUUACACUAUCGAGUGGCUUAGUCUUGGAUAAUAAUGCUCAAUUGGAUACGCUCUACUAUGCACAAUCAGGCUACUAUCUUGCCAUUAUGAUUCAGCAAAGUUUCAACAUGUUUAUUUGCAAGGCUCGCUUUGGUAUUCCGUUUGGUUGGUUCAUGUUCAGCAAUAUAUACAAUUUUACUGGUCUCAUUGGCGGUGCUGCCUUUACCAUGGCAAUGGUCUAUAUUCCACCUUUCAAUGUUGCUUUUGGCACCAACUGGAGACUCCACCCCAUCUUGUGGUUGAUACCCAUGGCAUUUGGUAUCUUUUUAGUCUUUUAUGCUGUUGUUCGUAUUCUCAUUCAGCGUGCGCGCAAUCCCAUCAAGUAUUCCAAGGAUGUUGAUGGACUUCAAAUGCAUCCCACAAGAUGGUCUACUGGCAGAUAAACAACCGUCUUGUUUUAAUUCAAUCUUUACAAGCAAAUUCUAACUAGCAUUUUACCUACAAACUCUUGAAGCCAUACAAUAAAAAUGCAUAGCUUG
Batrachochytrium dendrobatidis JAM81 is the source of this 3446-nucleotide messenger RNA. RefSeq lists its product as uncharacterized. Gene Ontology annotation, cellular component: plasma membrane. Gene Ontology annotation, biological process: intracellular potassium ion homeostasis; potassium ion import across plasma membrane; proton transmembrane transport. NCBI's taxonomy places the organism in Eukaryota, Fungi, Chytridiomycota, Chytridiomycetes, Rhizophydiales. Gene Ontology annotation, molecular function: ATP hydrolysis activity; P-type sodium:potassium-exchanging transporter activity; ATP binding. The record is from RefSeq and is a predicted model, not a curated record. The transcript has 2 exons. The coding region runs from base 108 to 3350 and encodes 1080 amino acids.